UUUUCUUGUAUUAUGCUAACAAUUUAAAGAAACAGGUUGUUUGGAAAAAAGCUGUGCUUUUCUGCCUCCCUCUUGUUUUUUGUUGUUUGACGAUUAGCGAAAAUAUAGUUGUUUUCUAUUUAGAUUCUAGACUUGCUCAAAUACUCUUCUCUCAAGUAUCAAAUAGACUUGGAGCAUGUCUAGAUCCUAACACAUGCUACUGGCAGUUAAAAAGGAAUGUGAGUGUUUUCCGCCUGGACGAACCAAUGGGAUGUAAUCUCUCCCGCCUUGAGGAGGUCAAAUAGAAAAGGAGAAUGAAGAAGAUGAGGUUUAAAGUGAUAAUUGUUACAUCAGCUGGAAAUUUUUACUUUGUAGAACUGGCUCCAUGCAACACUUUAAACCUUAUUCCUGCUUAGGCUUAUAAGCACUACGCUAAUAGGCACGCCAUGAGCUACAGAAGUAUCACUUACCAAAAGGUUGCAAACCAUUGGGAGAAGUCAGUCAUUAACAUUCGAAUAGGUCAUUAAUGAUUCUCUCUUUGGUUAUUAUAAUUAUCUCUCUCUCCUCAUUAAUGAUUCAUUGUAGCAAACUGCAAUUUAAUUCAAUCUGACAUUCGUUCAAGAGAGGAUGGUGGCUUUUAUCUUCUAUAAAACUCUCUGAACGAAUUGAUUUUCGAUGAUAAGGUAUUUGAAUUGAUUGAAUACUAGAAAUUUAUUUGGAGGAAUGCCUUUUCAUGAUUAAGCACCAAUGGCCUAUAGCAACCAUAUCAUAUUCAUGGUAGCUGAUUCUUUCAUCUUGUUACUAUGAACUACCUACAUCAUAUCUAGCAUAAUUUGUAUCACGAGGUGCACUACGGUUUCUUCUCUUGAGCAAAACGAAACGAGAGAUCGUCAAAAUGCAAUCAAUCAGGGUUUUGCUAUUCUCUUAUACACUAUUUAUGUUCGGGAUAUUUUCUUCAUCAGGUCAAAUUUUUAACUCAACCUGCCGAAGAGAUGCAUUGUUUGCUGCUUCAGCAAGAGACAAGAAGCAAACCAAUGGACUAAUAUCGGCCCAUAACAUCACGAGGCUGCCAUUAUGUGCCAAAAAAUGCACCUCUACAGCAACCUGUAUGACAAUCAACUACAAAAUUCAGACGAGUUCAAGCCAAGACUUGAAUUGUGAAUUGCUGAAUACAAACAUAAGUUCUUCGUUGUCAGUUGCAGCUGGUUGGGUCCACUACAAGCCUGUAAUACAGGUUGGUCCUCGUUGCCGUGUUGUAACAUGUGAUCCCGGGUACGAAUGCAAAGAAACCUGUGCGACCCAAGUAGGCUAUGAGUGCAUCGAUAUCAAUGAAUGCCAGAGCAACCCUUGCCUAAACGGAGCAACUUGCCAAAACCUGGUGAAUAGCUAUUCCUGCACUUGCGUCCCUGGAUACGGGGGUACGAACUGUCAAACAGACAUCAAUGAAUGUGCAAGCACCCCUUGUAAGAAUGGCGGCACCUGCUCUGAUGGUCUUAAUCAAUAUACUUGUGCUUGUGUUUCUGGAUACAUUGGUACAAACUGUAAGAAUACACCAACGCCAGGAUCAUGGGUAACCGGUGACGGUACUGGCGGAAUCGAGGUCAACAUUGGUGCUUUCUCAGACAAAGAGGCAUGCCUUCGCGAGUGCAGCAAAAGAACGAACAAUGGUAUAUAUGCAAACGGAGCAACAGUCAAUGCUGUGACUGGGUCGGUCUCUUGUUUUUGUGAGUUUGGCAUGACUUCAAGAAGUGGAACAUCCUACAUUAGUGCAUUCAUUUCUCCGUCUUGCACGACCUACAACACUUUAAGUGAUGCAAGCCGCCAUAUCACUCAAACUGGAGUUGUUAAUUGUGACAGUGCCCUGGCAGGAUCAUAUCGAUUUAUGGGAUCAGCUGGUACUAUGAUGCCGACGUCUUGCGUAACUAAGCUCUACUGUUCGACGCAUGCUCCGGGAUGGAUGCAGGGGACACAUCCAACUCAGGCUGAAGGGGUAGUUGAUCGUACGGUGUGCUUCAAUUAUAGUGGUAAUUGCUGUGUUUGGAACAGAGCUAUCAAAGUAAGAAACUGUGGAUCCUUUUACGUCUAUGAGCUGGUUUCAACUACCUGCAGCUUACGGUACUGCGGGACUGGCUAGACGGACACAAUCUGAGAUUGGCAAAGUGUACAUACCUUAAAUAAGUACAUCAUUUUGUAUUUGUAUCCUGCGCUUCAAGAAAUGGGAAACAAUUUAGAAAAAUAAGGGUUUGGGCAGGGUUCUUUAGAAGAUAAAUUUUGCAUCAAAAAGAGAAGCAUUCUUAGAAUUUAUUAGCAACCAAAUAAGUCCAUUUCUAUCUACAAAAGGUAUUCCCAUCGAGAACGUAGAAAGUUCCCGGAAAGGGGUUUUUGCAAUGCUUUUGGAUAAGUAAACCCUUCUUGAAAAUCUCCCUCACAUAAUUACACACGAUUCUAUUGUGCAAUAUAAUGUAUAGAUUUCUUAAAUUACUUCAAAAAAAAUAUGAAAGUUACUCGAGUUUUUUCUAAUAUUAGCAGUAUGAUUAAUGUUAAAUAUGAACUUCUUCUUUGCCAAUGUUUUUUGGUUUUAAAGGAAAUUUGUUAAAACAAGAUUAAUUCGACAUUGUGCCUUGCUGUACAUC
Molecule: messenger RNA, 2612 nt
Organism: Rhopilema esculentum
Lineage: Eukaryota; Metazoa; Cnidaria; Scyphozoa; Rhizostomeae; Rhizostomatidae
Biological process (GO): Notch signaling pathway
Molecular function (GO): calcium ion binding; Notch binding
Source: RefSeq, a predicted model, not a curated record